Molecule: messenger RNA, 1622 nt
Organism: Vigna angularis (adzuki bean)
Lineage: Eukaryota; Viridiplantae; Streptophyta; Magnoliopsida; Fabales; Fabaceae
Product: UDP-glycosyltransferase 73D1
Exons: 1
Coding region: 60-1523 (487 amino acids)
Molecular function (GO): UDP-glycosyltransferase activity
Source: RefSeq, a predicted model, not a curated record
AAUUUUUUCAAUAGCAUGUACAAAACAAGUUUUAUUAGAUAAUUUAAGUUCAUUUCGUAAUGGCUUUGCCACUGAAGCAGCCUCAUUUUGUGUUGGUUCCACUUCUGGCUCAAGGGCACAUGAUCCCCAUGGUUGACAUAGCAAGGAUUUUGGCAGAGAGAGGUGUUAUCAUCACAUUGAUAAGUACCCCUAACAAUGCCUCAAGAAUGGGGCAAACCAUUGUUAGAGCAGCAAAAUCUGGCCUUCCAAUUCAGCUCCUACAAGUUCCAUUUCCAUGCCAAAAAGUAGGACUUCCAUUAGGCUGCGAAAACCUUGAUGCUUUACCAUCAAAAAACCUUCUCAGAAACUUCUAUAUUGGCCUUGACAUGAUGCAAGAACCUGUGGAGCAGUACCUUCAAAACCACCCUUCUCCUCCAAGUUGCAUUAUAUCAGAUAAAUGCCUCUCUUGGACUUCUGUAACAGCCAAGAAGUUCAACAUUCCAAGGCUUGUCUUUCAUGGGAUGUCGUGUUUUUCAUUACUUAGCUCCUAUAACAUCAAGCUCUACAAUUCUCAUCUUUCUUGCUCUUCUGAUUCAGAACCUUUUCUCAUUCCGGGACUGCCCCAGAGGGUUGAGAUAACCAAAGCUCAGCUCCCUGGAGCCUUUUUUUCUCUGCCUGAUUUGGAUGAUUUUAGACACAAAAUGUUGGAGGCCGAAAUGUCUGCUUCUGGGGUUGUGGUAAACAGCUUUGAAGAAUUGGAACAUGGUUGUGUAAAGGAGUAUGAGAAGGCCUUGAACAAGAGAGUUUGGUGCAUUGGUCCUGUGUCUUUAUCCAACAAGGAUAGUUUGGACAAGUUUGAGAGAGGAAACAAACCUUCAAUUGAAGAGAAGCAAUGCUUGGAAUGGCUGAACUCAAAGGAGCCAAGAUCAGUUAUUUAUGCAUGCCUUGGCAGCUUGUGUAGGCUUGUUACGUCUCAAUUGAUAGAAAUUGCUUUGGGUUUAGAAGCAUCAAAUCAACCAUUUAUAUGGGUGGUAAAAACUGCGGGAGAAAAUAUUACAGAGGUAAAUAAUUGGUUAGAGAAUGAAAAUUUUGAUGAAAGGGUAAGAGGAAGAGGAAUUGUCAUAAAGGGAUGGGCUCCACAGACAUUGAUAUUGUCUCACCCUUCGGUUGGUGCAUUCUUGACCCACUGUGGCUGGAAUUCAACCAUAGAAGGCGUGUCAUCUGGGUUGCCCAUGAUAACAUGGCCUUUAUUUGCUGAGCAAUUCUUGAAUGAAAAAUUUAUUGUGCAAGUCUUGAAAAUUGGAGUUAGAAUUGGUGUGGAGGUUCCGGUGAGAUGGGGUGAUGAAGAGAAAGUUGGUGCAAUGGUGAAGAAAACUAGAAUCACUGAGGCUAUAGAGAUGUGCAUGGCGGGUGGAGAAGAGGGGGAAAACAGGAGGAAUAGAGCAAUAGAGCUUGGAAAGAUGGCAAGAAAUGCCAUGGUGGAGGAAGGUUCUUCUCACUUCAACGUUUCAUGCUUAAUUCAAGACAUUGUCAACAUUAAUUAGUGUUAAUUAAUUAAUAUGUGAAACAUCUGGGUCAAGGUCUUCGUUGUCUACCCGGUAACUAACAUGGGAUAUACGUUUGUUUAUCCUUCUGUCAUUUUC